AUGAAGGUGAAGCUGCUUUUUCCGUACGCCGUGUCCUGCGUGUUCGGCGGCAUGGGCCGCGCCUGGGGCAUGGCUAUGGUCGGGCUCCACAUUAUGAUCUGCAUCGUCAAGGUCAUCUCCUUCACUACUGACCCCGAGGAGGCCCGCUUCUGGAUACCGAUCUUCCGCGUCUGGGUGUACCUCUGCAUGCCACGGUGGUCAUGA
Molecule: messenger RNA, 204 nt
Organism: Miscanthus lutarioriparius
Lineage: Eukaryota; Viridiplantae; Streptophyta; Magnoliopsida; Poales; Poaceae
Source: the annotation of a GenBank genome assembly